Messenger RNA from Desarmillaria tabescens, 165 nucleotides. RefSeq lists its product as uncharacterized. The record is from RefSeq and is a predicted model, not a curated record. The annotation marks the transcript as partial. NCBI's taxonomy places the organism in Eukaryota, Fungi, Basidiomycota, Agaricomycetes, Agaricales, Physalacriaceae. The transcript is spliced from 2 exons.
ACUCGCAAUGUUUUUCUGGAGGAACAGGUUGCGAUUUUUCUGUAUAUGUGUGUUACAGGACUGUCUGUACGACAUGUUGGUGAACGUUUUCAACGUUCCAAUGAAACUAUUGCUAAAUACUUCAAAUUAAUCGUAACAGCCCUAUCCUCUCCUCCCUUCUACACC